Molecule: messenger RNA, 14748 nt
Organism: Lymnaea stagnalis (great pond snail)
Lineage: Eukaryota; Metazoa; Mollusca; Gastropoda; Lymnaeidae
Source: the annotation of a GenBank genome assembly
GGAAAUAGAUUUCUACAAUUCGUGAUCGCUUCCGAGUUUAGUAGAAGUACUCCCCUCACAAAUUAUCGAUAGAAAACAUAAUCUAUAGAAGGGUAGUUCGAUUCAGGGAGCUACAAUGGCUCGAGAAUAUGACCAUUUAUUUAAACUAUUAAUUAUUGGAGAUAGUGGUGAGUAACAGCAUCCUAAUUACCAAUAUUUUGACUUGCAAUUGUUAGCAAAUUUGUUAAGUAAGCUUAAAAUGAUAGUAAAAGAAUAGUACUAACUGCUAACUAGUCUAGCUUAUUAAGUUACUAACUAAUAAACUAGCUAGUUAUUAGUCUUAAUAGCAAUAAAAACUGAGGCCUGUUUAUUUAUAUUUAAAUUGUUCAUAUUCAUUGCAAACCUUUGCUUAGUGCUUAGUCUUGCUUUCAGGACUUAAAACUAACUACUAAUAAUAGACUAAUACUAACUUAUAGUCAUCGUCAGUCAGAGUGCGUGAGGCUUUUAAUUUUAAAAGAUAACCCACUAAGCCUACUUUGUCUUGAAUCAGACUUAGUACAGUUAUAGGCCUGACUCUAACUUAAAACUUACUAACUUACCAACCACUUAGACCCACUUAAUUUAGUAGGCUACAACUUAGAACAGAAUCAUGUUAAAAUUACAAGCCAUGGGCUCCCAAAAUCAAAACGAACCAGCCUACCAAACUGGCUUAUACCCAUAUACUCUGCUAAACUAAAAAUCUUAGCUUAUUUAAAUUAAUCAUUAUAAGUUGGCACUAGAUAUCUAAAAGUAUGAAGUGCCAAGGUAGGGCAUACAAGCGGUAAAUUUUGGAUUAACAGUGUGGGUUUUGCCAAGAGUUUUCUCACCCUAAGCGCAGUGACGUCACUUUGGGGAAUCCCAACACUGGGCUUUGGGUGAAAUGACCAAUUAUUUGUAGAACCUGAACAAUGUAUGUGAAAACAUUUCUGUUCUUUACUUAGCAUUAUUCGUGUCAUAAACAAUUGACAAUAUGGUUAAUAUAAAGUAUAGUAAAAUUAAAUUUUCCAUUAAUUUGUGUUAAAAUUCAACGUACACUUUUUCAAAAUAAAGGAAAGGAGGAAACACAUCCUUGCUGAUACCCCAAGACGGAACACCCGCGAAAAAAAGAUGCAGGCCAAAAGGGCUGUCUUUUGAUUAGUUGAAAAUCAAAAUGCCGUAUGUGGCAGCUUUGGUACCAAAAGGGAGAUUACUGCUUAAAUUGCAUUUGGAAUGAUAUUCUUGACCUUACCGCCAAGGGGUCGUUAGCAAAUUACGUCAUGCAAAAAAUUACCUUUUUAGACCCCCCCCCCCGGUCACAAAGUGUCACUAAUUCUUUACCCCCACCCCUUAGUGUCACGUCACACCUAAAAAAUCAAAACAUUCACAUUACCUAUAAUACCUGAGGCAAUUUCGACCUCAAAUUUAUGUUUUUAAAAUUAAUUAAAUUAAUUGAAUAAAGAUUUUUCAAAAUUAAAAAAUUUUAGAUUAAAAAUGUAAAAAAAAAAAAAAUGGUGGCGUGCGUCACAAAUUUUUGAUCCCCAUUCCUCCCCCCGUCACAAAUUCCUGAAACCAAACACCCCCUCCAUACAUGCCAACCUAAAAACCUGGAAAUGCGUUUAUGCGAGGGGGAAAGGGGUAACCUCUGGUUAUCAAUACCUCUAGCUUUCCUAUAUUUAUUGGAUCUAUUGUUUAGGUUUAGUCAAAGUGAGCUAUUGGGCCUAUAUGUCUAAGUAUACAUCUGACUACUCGACACUAAAGUCACAAAUGCAUGCCAGUUCAAUUGAACAAAAAUAAAUGAAGUUUUAAAAAUUGCUUUGACAUAGUACUUUGAGACCUUAAUUAGAUUAACUUGAUAUCUUGUGUUUUUGAUGAACUCUUUCCACAGCUUUUAAUAUAAUCACACUUAAUCUUAAAGAAUUAUUUUUAUAUUUCACAUUCCAGGUGUUGGGAAGAGUAGUUUACUAUUGCGAUUUGCAGACAAUGUAUUUUCAGGUAAGUUAUUGCACUUUCUGUUAAUAGAAGUGUGGCAAUGUGCCACUUUUUGUAAACUGCAUUUUGAUAACAUUUUUGUAUGUGGCUGGGUGCCACCUAUGGGACAAAGAAAACACACUCCUGUGACAUGAUUUUUUAUCCAUGUUCACAGUCACUGACCUGGGCAUACCUGUCCCACAGUGAACUGGUAAACAGCUCGUGACGUGGACAUCAUUUUUAGACUACAUGAGGCAGUGUGGAUUUAAACCCGGGGACUUUUUGUUAUUUCUGAGCUUUUUACGAGUAGUCAGCUGUGUCUGAUACUGAGUGAAUACAUUUUAGCUAUUUUGUGUGAGAACAGAUACUUCGAGUCGGCUGACAUGUGAGAGAUUUGACUGUCAACGGAUUGUACCUGAAGAAUAUAAAGCUAUAGUCCUCAGGCCUGAUUGUUAGUUUGUGAUUUUUAAACUGUAAGCCACACACCAUACAGUUUAAGAAGAAAAAUGUUCUUAUUAUUUAAUAGAAUGCAGUGGAUUCAUCUUUGUCUCUACCAGGAAAUGUCAUUAUCAUCAGUGUAGACACAACAUCAGCUAGUAGCUCCAAAUUAUUGCAAAUAUUUUUUUUUUUUUUCAAAAUUUUAAAAAUUUGACCUUCUUUGCAUGUCAAAAUGAUUGAGGCUCUAUUCCAUGAUAUGAUGAGUCCCCAGGUGGUGUGUGAGUCCUAUUUACGCCUGGAAAGUUUGCCCACAUGUAGGACACAGGUUUUUUGGGGUCCAAGUGGUAUUGGAGGCAGUUCUGCUUUUCCUUAAAGUGCGAUUUAAUUUGGGCAUAAGCGGUGCAAUUACAUUCUGAUGAGUGUGCUCCCAUGAGUCUGCCGCACCAGCUUGUGUCCCAUGACUGUACAUCAGUUGUUAAGCAUGUUGUUAUCUGGCAUGCUCGCAACACAUCCAUCCCAUCUGUAUUGUCCUUUUUGUAAGAAUUUGUGGAUGCUGAGAAAGUCUAACUGUUGUAGGACUUCAAUAGCAUGCACUUGGUGUCCUGUUGACAUAUGCCAAGAAGCUUACGUAAAUAGCAUAGGUGGAGAUGGUUUAGUUGUCUAGCAAGUCUGCUGUACACUAUCCAUGUCUUGCUGACAUAUAAGAGAUUUUUUAAAGUUUUAUUGCCCUAUAUACCUUCAGCUUGGUAAUAAGUUUGAGACCCCUUCCCUCUUAGACACUCUUUCAAAGUUUUCAAAUACGGUUCGGCAUUUGCUUUUGCAAUUUUAUUGUUGAUCUUAACUGUAAUGUCUGUAGAAAAUAGGUUUUAGCACAAAUUGUAUUUAUCUUAAUUUACUAAACACAGAGAAUAAUAUGGGAGAAGAUUGUAAUCAGGUUGUAAAAUAAGGUAACAAUGGAAUCAAUUACUUUUGCGUCUUUGAAAAAGACUUUUGGUCAGCAUUUUUGUUGUCAUUUUUAAAGUUGUCACUUGUCAUAUCACAUACAGUGGGGUUCUCAUUUCCUUAACUAAAAUCCUUAAAUAAGUUAUAAUUUAAGUACGAAAUUAAUUUUGAAAUGCGUGAGUGGACCAUGUAUGGAAAAAUGAGCCUGUGUUGUCUGGUGUUUAUAAAACCUGAUAGCUUUGAGAGAUACUAAUUUACUAAGAAACAUUACACCAGACCUGUUUACCCUCAAACUCUUAAAAUCAUACAAUAUCAUCACAAAAUCGUUCAAUACAUUAUCUUAAAAAAUAGACAUACAGUAUAUAUAAUGUAUAGACCUCAAAAUCAUACAUUGUACGCCAAAAUCGUAAGAGUAAACUGGUCUGUUACACAUUUCACAACACAGAUCAUUUGAUGAUAAGCAAAAAUUUGCCACUAUCACCAAUGUUCCCUCUAAGGUUUGCUGGUUCCUGUGCAAAAUCAUACAGUUGUGUACAAAGUUUUACAGCAUCAAUUUUUUUGUGUGCAAAAUUUUACAACCCACAAACACAACCACACACUUACAUGGAAAUUUGCUGCGUGGAAAAAGGAAACAUUGACCAUCACCUGUGAUACUUUAACUGGUGUAAAAUUCUCGAACCAGUCAUCCUGAUAGAACCGUAUUUCAUUUUUCAACAUUGCCAUGAUAUUAGGAUACUCUUUUAAAAGAUUAGGAUGCAUUUCAUUGUAAAACUGCUUGUAUAACCUAUCAUUGCUUUUGCUUAAUUUUUUAAAUAAUUUGGAUAAAGAUUCAGUAAGAUUUCAUAACAGUCAUCAGACAAAUAUUUCAUUUCCUUUAUUAAUGCAGGUACAUACAUCACGACUAUAGGUGUAGAUUUCAAAAUCAGGACAAUUGAGGUCAAUGGGGAACGGGUAAAAUUACAAAUAUGGGACACAGCUGGACAAGAGCGUUUCAGAACAAUCACAUCAACGUAAGUGUGCAUUUGAUCAACAUUUAUUUAAUGUGUGUCAUUAUAAAUACUAAAAUAGUUACAACUUAUUGUAAAUAAAACGUUGAGGGAGUAUUGUCCAUUUUUGUCGUUGUGUCUUUAUUAAAGCUUGACCCCGGCCUUAUGAGCCUUCAAUUCAUUUAAGGUUUACCUGAUGGGUUAUACAUUCAGUGUAGUUGAGGCAUACACAUUUUUAAAAAAAUAAUGUUUAUUGAGUUUGUAUGCUUAUUUCAUUAAACUUGUAAAUGGAGAUUUCAAAAAUUUCGGAUAUCACUGAAACAAAAUAGAUGUGUUAAUUUUAAAUUAUCACUAGGGCUACCCCCACACCUAUGUCACCUAUGAUUUCUGGAAACCAAUGUCUGUGAAAACCAAUUUUAGUGAGAGCACUGUCUUUUUUCCGAUGCUUAUUUAUCUAAAAGCCGUUCAUAUAAAAGUCUACAGUAGAGAAGUACAAAAGCAUAAGAUUGUUUAUCUCAUUAUCAUUCACUAAAAGUAUAAUACUGAAGAAAUAUUAAUGUUGUAUCCUCCAAGUUUUAAUGGGGGUUUUGGUGGACUUUUUAAAGCAAUGGAAUUGGGUUGAAAACAAUUGUUUCUAAAUGCACAUAACAGUGUGUGGAAAGUUGUGGUUUGGGGGGGGGGGGGCAGCUACAAUCAGGACCCAUCAUAUUUUUAAAAACAUACAUAUCUCAGAUAUCAAAUAAAGUAGCCUCUUAUUGUGUCAGAUUAUUUUGGGUAAAACAUUUCUCAUAGUUUUGUGUGCAAGACCUAGUUGGAUACAGCUAUAUAAUAUAGAUAUGCAUCGCUUUGACAUUCAAUUGGCCUUCAAAAAGUUGGGGGGGGGGGGGCAGCUACAAUCAGGACCCAUCAUAUUUUUAAAAACAUACAUAUCUCAGAUAUCAAAUAAAGUAGCCUCUUAUUGUGUCAGAUUAUUUUGGGUAAGACAUUUCUCAUAGUUUUGUGUGCAAGACCUAGUUGGAUACAGCUAUAUAAUAUAGAUAUGCAUCGCUUUGACACUCAAUGAGCCUUCAAAACAGCAAGCAGCCUUCUCUCUCAUAUCUAUUAAAAAAUCUUUACAUGAGAUAUUUGUGUCAUAAUAUGUAAACGUUAUCUAUGGACUUAUCUAAAAAGAAAAAUGUUUUGCUGUUUCAUUUCCAUAAAGUGUUUUGUUUCUUUUUUUGUAUAAAAAAUAAAGUCAAAAUAAUAUAUUUUUUUCCUGUGUUAAUGAAGUUGUUACACAAACAGGUUCUUAUAUUAAGGAUUUUAUUUGCUAUAAGUUGUUUAUUAGUGUCAUGUAACUGAUUGGCGAAAAUUUGUCUGGUCUAUCCUGUGUUUAAACAGGAUACUCGGUAUGCCAAUUUAGUUGGAGUAGCAGGAAGUAAAAAUCUAAAUGCUUUCAUGCUAUGCAUUGUUAACUUUGUAUGGAUAUCUAGGAAGUAAGCCAUGGCCAUAAGCUUGCAUACAUGAAAGACUUUUGUCAAUCCUUUAUCAAUCAUAUCUAUUUUAGCAUCAUUUUUCCACAUUACAAAUCUUUUAGUAGAACUUUUAGAGAGUAUCAUAGUACACUUGUAAUCUGCUGUUUUUGAAAUUUGUUUAGUUAACCUUUGACAAGAGCUUGUUGCAGUUGUGUAUACCAUUACCAUUCAUGAAAAGAUAACUGUGCACACUUAUUACAGAUGUGUUUUGGAAUUUGGCCCCAGGAGCCACAUGAGCUUUACACACAAAAAAAUUAAGUGGGAAAAACUACUUCAUGAGCUCCUUGGAUAAACUCAUUAUUUAGAUACUCUGAAAUAGUUUUCUAAAAAAUAAGUCUUAUUCUCAAGUUUAAGCUUUAAUGCCUGCCAUUGUGGGAGUUUAUCUACAGCGACACUGUCUAGUACCUGAAUGAUUCUGUAAAGCUCCUCUGCCCUUUGGCAGUUAAGAAAUGAUGUAACUAUGUGCCUGCACAUUUGUAUAAAUGCUUUGCUUCUCAUAUACUGAUCCCAAUACUUAUGUAUGGCAGAGUCUCUAUUUAUAAAAUUGAGAAGUACUUGGAGGAAUUAAUAAAUCCAUUUUUUAUAUGUUUAAAAUGCACAAAAUGUAUGCAAACAAUAAAUGGUGCAUUGAUACCAAUUUUUUAUUUUCUUUUUAGCGUUAAUCAUAUAAGCUCUAAAAAUAAACAUUUAAGUCUUGUUGUAUUGAAUGAUUUAUUGAUAGUAAUAAAGCCUCUGUAGGUAACUUGUUUACUAAGUGUAACUGUCUUCCCCAUAUUAUCUCAGCCACAUAAAGCUGCUUUACCCCAAACCUGUACUUAAAUGUUCUUAACAGAUUUCGGCUAUGCAUAUUAUUGCAUUUGUUUAGGACAACAUGAAAUAACUAAAAUGGGAUUGUAUACUGAAACUUUUUAACUAACCCGCAACAAACUGGUGUCUAGUCAAAAUAAUACAGUUAUUAUUUAACAUUCAGUAUAUUUUAUUUAGCAGAUUGACAUGGUGUGUGGUUGUGAUCAUGUGUCUGUAUCAUGAGUUGAUGAAUAGUUUUGUGAGAGCUGGUCAUGUCCCCUAGUCGGGAUAUGCAAGGUUAAUAAGCUAGUGAGGUGUUUAAAUGCUGGAUGAACAUGGGGCAAGACUUGAGGUCUUAGCUAUUUGGGGAGUUCUAAAGUUAGUUAUUGUUUUAGUGCUAGAGGUGCAAGUCAUCAUUGGCCAUUGUGCAGAGCGUAUUGUUGAUUUUAUAGAUGAUGUUUUGUGAACUUAUCCAGUGCGCCUGUGUAAAUUUAUUUAACUUUAGUAUUUUCAACCUGGUGUUUUUAUUGCUUGUUAUCAUCCAGAGUGGAUGGGAGGACAAAAAUAUACCCAAGAAUUGUGUUUUUCACCAAGACAACAUAUAUCCUAUUAAAAUGCCCAUUCAGUAAAAAGGCUUACUACUGAAGUUUGCUACGCAAUUAACUCGUCAUAUGGAGAACGUUCGCUACACAUAUUUUUUAGCAAAUGUAACAGUGGAAACAGAUUAAGAAUUUUAUUUGAGCAGCUGUCGUCAGUUACAUGUAAUUCUUCAAACCAAGAUGAUCUACUCUGAUAAUUAAAACAUUGAAAUUAUGCAUUCAUUGGUAACUGCAUUUGCUGUUUUAUAAAUGGUCAGGCAUUUGAAGCAAUGCUGGGGUUCGGAGGGCUGGUCACUUGUUCCAUUCUACAGAACACUUUUAUGGUGACUCUUCUGUGUGUGUAACAGUAACUUCAUUCUAAAACUUAAUUCUCCUACUUAAUGUGGAUCACAUCAUUUCUGUGUACCAUCUCCAGAUACUACAGAGGAACACAUGGAGUGCUUGUCGUCUAUGAUGUAACAAGUGGGGAAUCAUUUGCUAAUGUGCAAAGGUGGCUUCAUGAAAUUGAUCAAAAUUGUGAUGUUGUCAAUAGAGUAUUAGGUAAGUGAAUACCAUGUCUAAAGAUACGAUCUUACAUAUUUUAUUAUUGAAGUUUAAUGUGCUCUAUAGGUGGAACUCACAGCCAGUCCACCAUUUUAUCGUUUGGUCAUUUUGUUUGAAGCAAUGAUGUCAUCAGGAAAAAGGAGUACCUGUAAUCAACCAUAGAAAAACAAACAGUUUUCAUUAUUAUUUAAAAGAAUAAAAUAAAUCUGUUAGCUAAUUGUAAACUCUAUUGAUAAGUAUAAUUUAACAUCUAAUAGCCACUAGGUUUUAAAAAGGACCAUUAUUGUUACCACAGUAAUUGUGGUUCAAGACAGGCACGAACAUAACUUGUAUUAGUUCAUGCUGUACCAUGAAAAUUAUAUUUUGUCGUAUAGAUAUCAAUAGUAAUCAAUGUUUAGGUUUUUGCACCUACCAGCAGUAGUCAGUGAAAAAAGAAAUGUUAUUUUUUAACAUGACAAACAAAUAUCAUGUUUUAACCAACUUUUGAACAAAAGUUUAUAAACUUUAGUAUAAUAUUUUGUGAUAAAAAGUAAUUAAAGAAUAGAUAAUUAACUAGUCAUUUAGCAGGUGAUGGGGUGCAAGUUAUGAGCAGUUCAGGCUGUUAAAUGCAUUUGAUGUUGUGUUAUUUAAGUGGGGAACAAAGACGAUGACCCAGACCGGAAAGUGGUUCUCACACAAGAUGCCCAAAGAUUUGCAGAGCGUAUGCAGAUUCAACUCUUUGAGACAAGUGCAAAGGAAAAUAAAAAUGUAGAAGAGGUAUAGUAAUGAUUUCCAUUGCAUUUGUUUGAACUUGAUAAAUAUUUAUGUAUUAAAAUAGUUAUCAUAAAGUUGAUUCCUCUUACAUAAAAAAUUAAUAGUAGCAUAUUUUAUUUGAAAUGAUUAAACUUAUAUUUAAAGUAAUUUGUUUUCUUUUUCAUUCCUGUGUCAAUUAAUAUAAAUUAUCAAGUUCUUUGUCAUUGGUAAUGGCCGAUAUCUAUUAUUUAUUUGGAUCAAUAAUAGCAUCUGGUCUUACCUUAUGUUUGAAAAAAAAAAUAGAGAACCAAUAACUAAUAUUUUUUAAGAGGAAUCUACUGUUUGUCUUGAUGUUGUUUUGACGUUGUGCUUACCCGAAUGGCUUAUUUUUGUCGAAUCACGAUGUUCUUCAUUAUUUAGUUAUUUGGGUUAUUUGAGUUGGCUUUGAGGAUUUUUAAAAUUUUCACCCACCCACCCUGUAUUUAAUAAAUAAGCACAAAUUUAAUCACAAAGUUAUUUUGAUUUGCCUGGAAUUUAAAGAUCGGAAGCAUUAUUUUAUUCAUGCCAAAUUUACAUUGAUUUCUCUUAUUUAAAAAAAAAAUGGUUUAUGAGGCAUGAUGCAAAAUUAAUGUGUUUAGCCUGAUACAAUAUAACAGUAUUUGAAAUUUCUAGACUUGGGUUUCAUACAGAAAAAAUAUGAAGCUGUAAAAAUUGCUGGCUCAAUUAUUUUGAAAAAAAAAAAUCUGUGGCGUUGUCUGAGGUUUAGUAAAUAUGAAAAAAAAAAAAUUCUGUUUGGGGUUUUACUUCUUCACGUGUUAUAUACAACAUACAUUAAAAUAAUUGUUUACUGGUUAUGGCUGAUUUUAGAAUGACAAUCUUAAGUAUAAAAAAUUUCAGGCUAAUAUGCACAGAUUCCUUGUCUUAAUUAAAGAAACAAUAUUAAUAUCCUACAAAAUCCCUGCAGUCCCUAACUUUGUAUAAAAAAAAAGUUGCACUUUAUUCACCUUAUUGGUUGCCAUUUUGUUAAUUUUAAACCCUUACCUUUUUGUGGCUUUUGACCAUUUUUGUUUCCUUUUUUCCCCCGUGUUUCUAUGACAUGCAGAUGUUUAAAGCUAUCACCAGGCAGGUUUUGGAUACCAAGAAAAAACAACAGCGUGAAGCCCAAAAAUCCAGUGACAACACAAUACAACUGAGUGCAGGGGGUGCCAAGAAGAAGAAAAAAUGCUGCUAGCCUUUGGCUAGAUAUUAGAAUGUAAAUCCACCUCCACUUAAAAUUAAAUAACACCUAGAUUCUUUCUGAAAGGGAAGGAUUUUUUUCACUAAGCAAUUGGUUACUAACAUUUACUGACUGCUGUGGAAUAUAUAACAUAAUAAUAAUGUUUAUUUUUCUAACAAUUUUAAUCUUGGCAAUUAUUAGUCAUUAUGAUAUGACAUUCUAAAAAGAUAUAAAAAAAAUUAUAACAAAAUUAUAUUAUUUAAAUGGUUUGCUUAAUCAUGAGUGAGAACUAAAAGUUAUUUUCCAUGAUUUGUUUUAACUCUUAUCCAUUUGAAUGAAAAGUACAUUAAGUAUGGUUGUUUGAUACAAUAACAUGGCCUGUUACAUCUCUGCACUUUUUAAUUUAUCCACCACAACUAACUCAAGGUAGUUACGUUAAGGAUAAAUGGCAUGCUUAAAUGUUUCAUACAUAAUGUCCAAUGUACCAUACUAUUCAUGAUAAUAUUUAAUGCUAAUAGAGACAGAAACAUUGUUUUACUUUCAAUAGUCAAUACAGAGGCUAAGACUAGUUUUAUACAUAUUCAAGCUGGUGGCCUGUGCCUGCAGGCUGAUAGAUUUGCUCCAGCUGUUGGUUAGUUUCUAAAGAAUGAUUUAAGAAUUGCACACUGAUAUUCACUGGUUAGAGUUUUAAUGAUGUGUGACACAUUUUAUAGAUUCUUUUGAAAUGCAUUUAACUUGGUGAUGGCUGCUGUUAUUUUGGCCAGCUUAUUCAAUUGAAAUACUUUAUGUUUUUGUAUAAAAAAAGUGUUGUUUAGCAUAGUAAAAUACAAACAAUACCUCCUAGAAGCAUUGCACUUUGAGGAAAUUGAUUCCCUUUGUAAUAAAUAGUUCCCAUUUGUUGUUAUUAACAUGAAAUAAAUUUCAAAUGUUAAUAUGUUUUAUUUAACACAAUUACUCUUUUAAGAGAUUUUUUCACAUGCUUGAGAAAUUUCAUUGUAAACUACUACAUUUAUCAUCUAUAUGUUUUAACUGAUAAUGAUUAAGAAUCAGCUUCUAAUAUAGUUUUCCAUCACAUUUACCAGCACAAUUUGUUCCCCCAUACUCUGCUACUCAAUCUGAACCAUUUAUUUACUGGGAUUCAUCUUUAUUUUCAUCAUAAAUUUUUAUAUAUCCAUUUCUAACCACCUUUUUUUCCCCCUCAGAUGUUUAUGGCAAUAACCAAACUGGUCCUAGAGUCAAAGCGCAAGAUGCAGGAAGAAGCCAGGAAGCCCCCUGCCAACACAAUACGUGUAGGAGCCAACGCAGGGAAGCAGGCCAAGAAAAAGUGCUGUUAACCUUUGGUUUAUGCCACUAAUUUAACCAAUUCAGUUUGUCUUCUUACUUUCACACAAAACCCUGGAAUGUGCUAAUUUAAUCUGCUGUAAACUUUCAAUAUUAUUUUUAUGCCACAAUUGGGAAUCUUUUUUUUUUUUUUGUUGUUGUUGCUUAUGAGCCGAAGGAAAAUGUUCACUAAGUAGAUUUAAAAAAAAACAACAGUUUUUUGUUGUUGUUGCAGCAUAUUUUAUUAGCUCAAACCUAUAUUUCUCAUUUAAAUGAACUGCUGUAUCCAUUCUUUGAAACCUUUAAUUGCUUCAGUAGACUCUGACAAGAUACCACUUGGGAUCAAAAUGAAAUACAAAUUAAUGUCUUAAAGUAAUGACAAAUGUUUCAUCUCAGUCAGGUCAGUUAGAUUCCAAAUAUUGCCGAAAGUUUUCAAGCAAGUCUACUCACUGGAUGAUACCGUUCUUAAAAUAAUAUUAACUACCUAUGUUCAUGCUAUCUCUAAUAAAUUGCACAGAAUUCUGACAUAAAGUGUGUAGAAAUGUGGAGGAUACUAUCUAAAGGACUGAACCAUAGCUGUAAUUGGUGCGAUGAAAUUUUAUGAAUAAUAGACUAAUAAUUUCUCUUGUGAUUGAUAUUUUUGAGAACCACUUAUCAAUAAAACUUUUAAUCAUAAUUGAAUAAACAUUUAAUACUCAUUUUUUAAAAAUUACAACUUUUUCUGGGGACAUUCAAUUCUGUCAUCUAAUUAUGUUUGAUACAUUUGUAUAAUGAAAACAAAACAAUACUUUUGUUUGUGAUGAUUUUGUCAUGAUGCUAACCAAUUAGAAUAUAACUUGAUUUUGCCAACUUCAGACACAGGAGAAGUCACAUGAAUAUGCAUAUCUUACAAUUAAAUAGACUGAGAAUACUUAGUUUCUAUUUAUGUCUGAGAAUACUUAGUUUUUAUUUAUAUAAUAUACCUUCACAUAAGCAUCUGCAGAUGGAGUCUACUGCAAGCUGUGUCCCAUUACCAUAUGGUGACCUUAGUUUCACACCAUUAGUUCUGUCAUUUAUUAGUGCCCUUGUCUUCUUACUGGCAGUUUAUUGUGAUAUGCCAUGACUUCUGUUAAACAGUGGUUUUGAACUUAUCGAUCCCCACACUUGUCCGUCAGCUUGGGAUUUUAAAAUUAAUUUCAUGUUGCCUAUUUCCUAAGGCUUGUGGGGAAUUUGAUUAUUGUGGUAGAAGCUUGCAAGGAAGCCUUGUGCAUAGUAAACCUUUGGUUCAGAACUGCUGUCUUUAGAUCAAAUGUGUAUAAAUGUUUAGCAUUUAACUGCCUUUGUGUGGCCAGAAUUUGCUUGAAAACUAUUAUUUUUGACCUGCAGAAAUGUUAUAUAUAUAUAUAUAUAUAUAUAAAUAUACAUAUAUAUGUUGAAUCAAGUAAUAUAAUUGUUUGAAAUACUUGUUUUUUUUUUUUAAAGUGUAGACUGCAAGUCUCAUGAGUGAGUAAGUCUUUUAGGUUAGUAUGUUAAUGUAAUUUUUAAAAAUGUUUAUCGACAAAGCCUCUUGACUUGAAGAACAGAAUUCUGUUCAGAAUUGUGCUUUUGCAUGCAGAAACCAACAAAACAUAACAUGAUUUUCACAUGAAACAUUUUUAAUACAUUAUUUUUAACAAAACUGAUGUACAAAAUUAUUUGGGGAUUUGCUUGAACCCCUGUAAGACAUAAGUGUUUGUCUCAACUGAGGUAGGGCUGAUGUAGUCAGCUGUAGCUCCGUGGAUUUUUAUUUAAAUUUUAUCGUGUAUGGUUUAAUAAAUGUUGUUACAUACACAGAAAUGACUCAGUGAUUUAAGAUGCAUGCAUGGGUCCCCAACGAAUCAAGCAUAUCACAGGGGAUAAUACAUUACCGCAUUAAAAAUUGUUAGCAAAAACUAUUUUGUCCUUCCUUUAAGUUGAAACAAAGAAAUGAUUUGCUUCAAAUUAUUCACUAAAAAAGAAAACCUUAUUACUAAGGACAAAAUGUAAAUUCCUUUAUGAUAGAGAGCGAAAUAGAUUUUAAAUAUACAAAAAUUACAUUUCUGUGUGAGGGAAAAUUGUGAAUGUACAAAACUUUACAGACUGGAGGCAUUCAAUGAAUCACACACACAAAGGAAUGGCUUCAAACAAAUGGUUUCAAAGAAGAUUUGGAAUAGUCAUUAUAAAUAAUGUUUACUUUCAUUUAAUGAUUUUAAUAACUGCUAAACAUAGGGCCCCCCCUCCUCUGCCCUCAUCUUUUUUAAAGGGAGGUAACAGUCUAAAUUUUCUCACCAAUUAUGGCCCUAUGAAGUUGGGAAUAAAGGGUGGGGUAGGGGAGAGAGAAAAAUAUAUUUAGUUUUUGUGUGAUUGAUGUUUUUGGCCAUUGCAUUUAGCCUGCAGGUAUGUUUGAGGAAGGAGAAGCCCCAGUGUAGAUAGUAUGUGUACAUAAUCAUUAAUUGUUCAAUGGCUGGUCCAAUGUUUAGGAAAAGCAAUAGAAAUGUUGUCUGUUGAUUUACUCAUGCUAUCAAUCAAGGAGAGGUAACUGUUUUAACUAUAAGUUAAACUAUCAGUUAUAGUAUAGCUUCUCAGAGAUCUCCCUGUCUUAUUCUUUGAGAUGAACACAAAAGACCCGAUUGGGAAAACACAAUGAAUGUUGCUUCUGUUAAAAAAUUGUUGUUUGACUAAAAAAAAUAAUUGUAAUUUAUCAUUGCUUGGACCAACUGGGAGGUGUUAUUUUUUUUAAAAAAUUUUUUUUAGUAGGUGAAGUAUAAGAUAUUUAUAUUAUGUUGAGCUCAAUGAGUGAAUGACCUGUAACAUGUGGAGGAGUGACAGAGGAAAUAACUGUAGGAUUGAAUCUUUUUUUUUUGAUAACCAUUCAGUUGUUGGGUGUUUUUUGUUUUUUUAAAAAUUGUUUUAUUGUAAAAUGUAACAAUUGUCUUAAUUUUCAAAGUUUGAUAAUUUUUAUCAGCUCUUUCUUUGCUCACAUGGAAUUCAUUCAAAAAAUUAAAUCUGUGUUUGGUUGUAACUUACUCUAUGACAGGACAGAAUUGCUAUAUUACUAUUAAUGUUAUGGCCUUGUUCAAAUAAGAUUUUUUCUUUCCACCUGUUAAGUUUAUGUAAGUCAUUUGCGAGGGCUCGACCUGGAUGUUGAGGAUCAAGCUCUUUUAAUGAGAAUGUAUUAAUUUCAAUUAAGAAUAUUACUUAUCCUUGUCUAAUGCACAGUUUAUUUUUUUGCUCACUCCCCAUUUUAACUUUAUUUAAAUUAAAGUGAAGAAUAAAAAGUCUGGAUGAAACAUUGAGGUUAAAAGGCUGUAGUGAUGGAAUAGCUUUUGAUGCCUCCACUGCUUUCCUGUUGAUUUGUUUUAUUUUUUCCUCUUCCAGUCAUUAAAACAAAAGAACUACUAUUCAUUUCUGUUUACAUGCUAGAUAGCUGUAGGUCUAAUCGAGUAGUUCAGAUAGAGCAAGUUUGCAAUGUUGUUAAUCUUAGGUAUGGCAGAGUCAGUGUUUCAGUUUGAUUUAUUAUAUCUUUUUCAAUAUUGUUUAGUGGAUAGGUGGAACUAUAAAAAUAGAACUGCCUUGGUUGACUUUAAUUUUGUUUUAAAAAUCCUGUUAGUCUUAAAAGUUUUUUUUUUUUUUUUGCUGUGGACUAAGGAGACCAUUUUCUAAAGAUAUUAAUUAUGAGUUUUGAAAUAGUUUUUUUUUUUUUUGCAUGG